Molecule: messenger RNA, 1584 nt
Organism: Entamoeba invadens IP1
Lineage: Eukaryota; Evosea; Mastigamoebida; Endamoebidae
Product: serine/threonine protein phosphatase 2B catalytic subunit, putative
Exons: 3
Coding region: 1-1584 (527 amino acids)
Biological process (GO): calcineurin-mediated signaling
Cellular component (GO): calcineurin complex; cytoplasm
Molecular function (GO): calmodulin binding; calmodulin-dependent protein phosphatase activity
Source: RefSeq, a predicted model, not a curated record
AUGUCAUUAAGUCCCCAAGCAAUCUCUCCUCGUUCCAACGCAGUCGGUUUAGUACAACACAAAAAGAAAUUUUCAAGACCCAAACUAGUCAAAGCCGAAUCUGUCGCUUCGUGUCUUCCUGCUGAAGGUGAGUUUACAAAGACACACGCACAAUACACCCCAGCGAAUGUUGGUGAACGGACAGUCCAAACUCACUUUUCGUUGGAGACCCGACCUCUUCAGAAGAACAUGUUGUUUGAACAAGACGGAAAGAUAAACAUCAACAUGUUGCGUAACCACUUCUUUAGAGAAGGAAGACUGUCGAUCGACUGUGCGCUGGAGUUGGUUAGAGCAGCUAAAGCACUUUUAUUAGCAGAGCCUAACAUGUUAGUAGUCGAUGCUCCGGUGAUUAUCUGUGGUGAUAUACAUGGGCAAUUCUAUGACUUGUUAACGAUCUUUGACAUCACAAAACCGGUUGAAAAGAACAGGUAUGUCUUUUUGGGUGAUUACGUCGACCGAGGAGACUUCUCGUGUGAAGUUCUCUUCUUCUUGAUGGCGCACAAAAUCAACUACCCAAACCAAUUCUACUUUUUGAGAGGAAACCACGAGUCGAAAAUGAUGACGGAGAGUAUGACCUUUAAUUUGGAAUGUGAAUAUAAAUACCACUCGUCUGAGUUACUCAAUGAAAUCCACGACUUGUUCGACGCACUCCCCUUGGCGUGUUUGGUCGAGGGUAAUGCGUUGGGCAGAUUCUUUUGUACACAUGGAGGAAUCUCCCCGUAUGUCACUCGGUUGUCGCAGUAUAACGAAUUAAAACGAAACCAAGAACCACCAAGCCGCGGAGCUAUCUGUGAUAUACUGUGGUCCGAUCCAUUGGAAGAACCACAACAUCCGGAAACUAUGGAGAAGAGAAGGUUGGACGCUUGGCUUGCUACUGAUUUUGCUGAUAAUCAUUUGAGACAAACAAGUGUGUUAUAUGGUCCCCGUGGGUUACUCAAUUUUCUGAAUAAAAAUGACUUAAUUUGUGUGGUGAGAGCGCAUCAAGUGAUGGAGGAGGGGUUCAAGUUACAUUACUUCUUACAGAACACAGACAUCCCGCCGUGUAUCACUGUAUUCUCCGCGCCGAAUUACUGCGACAUGUAUCAGAACAAAGCAUCCAUUCUUAAGAUCAACGCGGAGAAUAUCUGCUUUGAACAAUUUGAGAAUGUCGACCAUCCAUUCAACUUACCAGACUUCUUCGAUUGCUUCAGCUUCUCUCUCCCAACAUUCAUGGAAGUUAUUGUGAACAUCUUAUCUGAACUUGUUGUGGCUGUCAAAGAGGAAGACGAGGCGCUUCUGUCCGACAAAGAAAAAGCCGACGAUGAAAAUCUGAAGAAAAAGCUUGAAUGUUAUAAAGAGAAGACACAGGAAAAGAUGAACGAGAACCGAGAGGUUUUGAAGCUUAAAAAGGAGAUCCGUUCGACACAAAAAAUGAACAAAGAGUGGUUUGACAAAGUCCUUUCGAUCGACAAAAAGAAUGAGCAACGCCCAAGACGUGUCGGGAGGGUCUUGACGUCACGCCCCGUUAAUAUCCGCACCGUCUCAGACACUUAUAUAAUGAAGUGA